ACAAUCAGCUGUGAAAUGCAGCUGGCUGUCUGUUGAUAAAUCAAAAAAUCCAUUUCAAAAUCCAAUAGUACGAUAUGGGUAGCCAGCCAUUUAACUGUUGGCUCUUCUAAUACUUCACUUCAACCAGUCAGUAAUGGCAGUAGAAAAUGUGUCACCAGCUGUCAGCCAGAUCCGACUGUCAUAUCACAUAGUAGGAAACAUGUAGCUGACCAUCUGACAGUUAGAUCCAACCAAUCGCUAACAAUCUGAUGUCGGGAGCGGAGGAUACAGAUGCAAAAGCAUGCGAUCCUGGUUGGAACGACCCACCUUACUUCAGUUACGAGCACACGAGUUACGAGCAAAAGAACAAGUCUGGAAAGUCACAUUUGAAUAAGAGGGUUGUUCAUACGUUUUCGAUGCCCAUGGAGCGUUCCCAGUUCUCGGGGGAUGGCCCUCCGACUAGCCCGGUCUUGCCCGAUAAACCUCCUAAAGGAAAGUCAACUACACCACCUACCGAACAACCGGUCGACACCUUUGACGAUGAAAAAGAAGACAUAGAAGUUUCUCUGUCCGAUACUUUAUACAAUUUCCUAGCGGUUUUGGAAGACAUUAGACAACAAAAUGAGAAAGACAGUAUUGAAAUAAAAAAACGACUGGACAUAUUAGAGAAGAUGUGGAUCGACGGAAGUUUUCCAAAAGACGUCCAGAAGAAAAUCUAUUCGAUGUCAAUAGCCUUAACCGAAAAAAACGAAGAAGAAGUCAACAGGCUUCAAAGGGUUCUGAUGGUCAAUCACUCGAGGCUGUGCAGCAGUUGGAUGGCUGGUAUAAGAAAACUUAUAAAUGCAAAUUUGAAUCCUUAAUGCUUGAAAUAUUACAACUUUCUUCUUUUUAAAAAUAAGUAACUACCACUGUAAAUAUAUUUAGUAGCUCUUAUUUAUUUUAUUGCCUUAAGAAAGAAAAACAAAAAAUAACGUAAGGUGUUUUUAAAAUUGUUUUUUUGUACAUUUUGAUAAAUUUGAUUACAAUGAUUUAAGAGGAUCUGAAAUAAGAAAUGUAUGUUAUAAAAAUGUAUUUAUUGUGGGAGGUUAAAAUUUGUCUACUAUCAAAAAAUAAAAUAAAAGCUUGUAAACAACAAAAGAA
This is a messenger RNA of Cimex lectularius (bed bug), 1119 nucleotides long. RefSeq names its product steroid receptor RNA activator 1-like. The coding region runs from base 249 to 839 and encodes 196 amino acids. The transcript is spliced from 5 exons. Lineage: Eukaryota; Metazoa; Arthropoda; Insecta; Hemiptera; Cimicidae. Gene Ontology annotation, cellular component: nucleus. Gene Ontology annotation, biological process: regulation of transcription by RNA polymerase II. The record is from RefSeq and is a predicted model, not a curated record.